Messenger RNA from Penicillium brevicompactum, 5997 nucleotides. RefSeq names its product putative filament-forming protein (Tpr/p270). Gene Ontology annotation, molecular function: structural constituent of nuclear pore. Gene Ontology annotation, cellular component: nuclear pore. The transcript is spliced from 3 exons. The coding region runs from base 1 to 5997 and encodes 1998 amino acids. Lineage: Eukaryota; Fungi; Ascomycota; Eurotiomycetes; Eurotiales; Aspergillaceae. Gene Ontology annotation, biological process: mRNA export from nucleus; protein import into nucleus. The record is from RefSeq and is a predicted model, not a curated record.
AUGGCAGAAGCUGCCGUUCAACUACCUUAUCUCGCAUCUCACUAUGCAAUUCCUGAGACCACUCUCACAACCCUCACUCAGGCUCCGACUGUGGAGCUUGUCAAUCAGCUCUUAGAAUCCAUCAACAAAAAGGCCCAUGAAUCCGAUGAGCUCAAGUCGGACAAGCUCCGCUUAGAGGUGGAGCUUGAGAACGCUGUGCGCAGCAAUGAAUCUAAAGUGAAGGUUUUGAAGACCAGCGUGGAGAAGGGCCACGCGGAGGUGGCAGAUUUGCGGAAGAAGCUUCACGAUGCUGAAAACACACGCUCUGAACUCGAGAGCGAGAUCGCCACCCUCAAGUCCUCUUCCACUUCGACUGAAUCCGAGACGACGACCCUCAAAUCACGAAUCACAUCCCUGGAGGCCUCGAACCGAGACACAUUGGCUUUGCUCGAAUCCAAAUCCGCAGCCCAUGAUAAGCUGGCCGAGGAGCUUUCGGCCCAGCACAAGAAGACCAUCGAGCUACGACGUGAACUCUCCACUGCGGAGCAGAAUCUUCAGAGCACCAACGCGGCAUCUGCCAGUGCACGGUUCCGCGAACAGAGUCUGCAGCAAGAACUAGAUCUGACCAAGAAAAACAACGAGUGGUUUGAGACAGAGCUGAAGACGAAGUCAGCUGAACACAUCAAGUUCCGCAAGGAAAAGAGCAGUCGGAUCUCGGAGCUUCAGCGCGACAAUGAAGAAGCCAAUUCAACCAUCGAUUCGCUUCGGCGCAGUGAGAUCUCACUCAAGAGCCGUCUUGACGAGACCGAGCAACGGUACGAAGGCGCUUUGGCCAGCAUCCAUCAACUGAAGGAGGAGGCCAUCCAAGCAACUGAGUCCUUCCGCAUCGAACUUGAUAGCUCGAACCGACUUGCUGAGCUGCAGGGAUCUGCUGCGCAGACCGCCAAGCAGCGCGUCCAAGAGUGUCAGCUUGCGCUGGAGAAGACGAAGGAUGAUGCCGCGCAAGAAAUCUCCCGUAUCCGCGUGGAACUUGAAACGGAAACCAACGACAAGUCUACUGCCGAGCGUCGCAUUGCUGAGCUGGAGACACUUGUUGCUCAGCUAGAGUCUGAACCGGAAAGAGGCAGAUCCGCAAGCCCUGCACUUUCUCUUAACGGUGGUCCCCCCAGCACCCCCAAGCGAUCCGCCCUCUUACGCACCACCGGUACCCCCAACGGCUCAUUCUCUCCUCGUUCUUCACUCAACGGAAGGAGUCUCAAUGUCACUCAGAUGUACUCCGAGUAUGAUCGUAUGCGCACCGCGCUCGCCAGCGAGCAGAAGCAAACGCAAGAGCUCAAGCACGCCCUCGACGAAAUGUGCAUGGAAGUCGAAUCGUCUCGACCUGAACUUGACGAGGGCCGUACUGAACGCACUCGUCUCGAGCAUGCAGUUGUGGAAAUGUCUACCCUUCUUGAAGAGGCCGGGAAGGAGCGUGAUUUCGCACAGAAGGAGGCCCGGAAAUGGCAAGGUCAGGUCCAGGGCUUGGCCCGCGAAGGAGACAUUCUUCGCCAGCAACUCCGCGACCUCAGUGCCGAGGUCAAGGUUCUUGUCCUCGAAGUUGCCGUCGCCAAGCACGGCGAAGAUUACGACCGCGAGGAGCUCGAGAAGAUCGCUCGUGGCGAAGUAGAAGAGUCCGCGAAAGAACUUAACGAAACCGGCCGCUUCAUCAGUCAACACCUCACCACUUUCAAAGACCUUCAUGAAUUACAGGAGCAAAACCAUACACUACGCCGUAUGUUGAGAGAACUCGGGGAUAAGCAGGAGGGCGAGGAGGCCCAGGCUAAGGAAGCUGCACGCCAAGCCGAGAUUGACGAACUCAAGGAGCUUCGGAUGCGCGCGCAGACCAACCGCGACGAGAUCACCAACCUCAGUGCACAGAUGCAAAGCUAUGUCAAGGAGCGUGAUACUUUCCGUAGCAUGCUUAUGCACCGAAAGAACGACGAUCCUUCAGUCUUCUCCCACAUUGAAUCUGGACCGGACUACGCCGACCUACUCCGCAAGGUUCAGGCCCACUUCGACACUUUCCGCGAGGAGACUACAACUGACCACAAGGCUCUUCGCCAACAAGUCAAUGAGCUCUCGCGCAAGAACAGCGAGUUGCUGUCCGAUGUCAGCCGCUCGAGCAGUCAGCAUGCCGCUGCAUCUCAACGCGCAGAGCUCCUUCAGAGCAACUUCAAUAUGCUGAAGAGCGAAAACACCGAGCUUCAGAAACGGUACACUGCACUAUUUGAAAACGCGAACCGACAAGACCUUCGCACACAGCAAGCCGCCGAAGACCUCGUCGAGGCGCAGGGUCUUGUUCAAAGCCUCCAGAGAGAAAGCGCUAAUCUCAAGGCGGAGAAGGAUCUGUGGAAGAACAUUGAGAAGCGCCUUAUCGAAGACACCGAGAACCUGCGUAAUGAGCGAGCUCGUUUGGACUCGCUCAAUGGCAACCUGCAGACUAUUCUCAAUGAGCGUGAACACACCGACGCUGAAAGCCGACGUCGCCUCCAAGCCAACGUUGAGUCUCUAGAGACUGAGCUGCAAUCUACCAAGCGCAAGCUCAAUGACGAAGCCGAGGAAUCAAAGAAGGCGAACAUGCGUCGUGAAUUUGAGCACGAACAAAGCCAGAAGCGCAUCGAUGAUCUGGUGACAAGCUUGGGCUCAGUCCGCGAGGAGCUGGUGGCCGCCAAGACUACCCGUGAUCACCUCCAAUCUCGCGUCGAUGAACUCGCCGUGGAGCUCAAGAGCGCCGAGGAACGCCUGCAAGUGUUCCAGUCUCGGCCUAGCGUUUCUGGUCCCUCCGAUGAGGCCUCCGCCGAGGGUCAAGAUGCUGGUGAUGGUUCUGGCCUCACCCGAGAACAGGAACUUGGUAUCGAGGUCUCGGAGCUUAAGCGCGAUUUGGAAUUGGCCAAGGGUGAACUCGAACAUGCCAAGCAAUUGGCCGAGGAUUACCAGGCCAUCAGCCAAGCCAGUGAAGAACGUCUGGAGUCUGCCACUGAGACACAGGAUCAAUACCGCGAGGAGACCGAUCGUCUUGUGGAGGAAAAGAACACCAAGAUUCAAGAUCUCGAAACCCGCGUCGAAGAAAUCUCUGCUGAACUCGCUGCUUCUAAUGCUGAGAUGUCGAAGAUCCGGGAGGAGCAAGCCGAAGCACAGCAUCGCAUUGAUGAGCAAAAAGCCACCUUUGAGUCUCAGAUCACACGUCUCAAGGAUGACAACGAGCGACAUGUUGCGGCCGCUCAAUAUCACCAAGAAGAUCUCAAGGCCCAAGCUGAGAUUGCUCAGCAUGCUCAACAAAACUACGAAACUGAGCUUGUGAAGCAUGCUGAAGCUGCUAGGAAUAUUCAAGUUGUUCGUGGAGAGAGCAAUCAACUCAAGCUUGAGGUUGCUGAGCUGAAGACUCGAUCUGAAACUUACAAAAACGACCUUGCCCAGAAGGAGACCAGCUGGGCAGAGCAGCGAGCUACCUACGAGGGUGAGAUUUCCGAACUGCAGAAGCGUCGGGAGGAAGUGAUUCGACAAAACUCUGUCUUGCACACCCAGCUCGAGAACAUCACCAGCCAAAUCUCAGCCCUGCAACGGGACCGUGCAAGCAUUCCGGAUGACGAACAAGAUGGAGAACAGACCGCCCCCAAUCUUGAGGGCCUUCAGGAGGUCAUCAAGUUCUUGCGCCGCGAGAAGGAAAUCGUCGAGGUGCAAUAUCAUCUGUCUACCCAAGAAAGCAAACGUCUCACCCAGCAGCUCGACUACACCCAGUCACAGCUUGACGAGAGUCGUCUCAAACUUGAGCAGCAACGUCGUGCAGCCGCGGACAGUGACCACAACGCCCUCAGUCACAACAAGCUUUUGGAAACCAUCAACGAACUCAAUGUCUUCCGAGAGAGCAAUGCCACUCUUCGAAACCAACUCAAACAAACCGAAGCUGCUCGCGACGAAAAGAUCGCUCGUGAGAACCAGCUUGUCCAGGAAAUCGAGCCUUACAAGUCCAAGAUCAGCGAGCUGGAGAGCCAGCUUGAGGCCAAGGAUGGAGAGAUGCAGCUUCUGCAGGCCGACCGUGACCGCUACCAGCAACGCAUUCAGAACAUUCUUCAAAAGUACGACCGCGUCGAUCCCACCGAGAUGCAAGAAUUGAAGGACAAGCUCGCUAGUCUUGAGACCGAGCGUGAUGAGGUGAUUGCCGAGCGGGACAACCUUCAAGCUCAAAUGGAGACACUCCAGACACAGAUCACAGGGUUCCCAGAGCAACUCCAACAACAUGCUGAUGAGCGUUUGGGCGAAUUGCGCUCUAGGCUCACUGAACAAUUCAAGGCUCGUUCCAAGGACCUUAGCUCACGCGUCAAGGCCAAGCAAGACGAGUUGAACGUGGCAUUGCAAGAGAAGGAGGUCAUUCAGAUGGAGCUGCAAACCACGAAGAAUGAGCUGGAGGCUUUGAAAUCCAAGACGGCCGAGGUCCCCACCGCCGCCGUUCCAGUUGUGCCAGCAGAAGACGUUGCUCCUGCUCCUACUCCCAUGGAAACCGAGGCGGUUCCUGUGAACCCAACUCCUGCUUCUCAAUUCCCAACCCCGACAGUUUCGGUUCCAACUGCUGGUGACGCACAACAGAUCCAGGCCCUUGAGCAGAAGAUCCAACGUCUUGAGGCUGCUCUCGCCGAGAAGGACGGUUUGCUGGCCGCACAGGCUAGCGAGCAAGAUGCCAAGGUCAAAGAGAGAUCUGAUCGUCUCAAGGAGCUGUUCAACAACAAGCUCGCUGAGGUCAGAGCUGCCCACCGCCAAGAAGUCGAGAAGUUGUCUGCCGGAUCUGCCGGUGAACAGUCGGUUCCGGGCACCCCUGGCGCUACCGCAACUGCCGAUGGACCCCCGGCAACCCCAUCAAAGCCAGUUGAGCUUUCUGGCUUAACGAUUCCCAAUCUGACAGACGCUCAAGCCAGGGAGCUGGUCGCGAAGCAUGAGACCAUUCGCACCAUUGUUCGAAACAACAUUAUGGGUGGUAUCAAGCGUGAGCGCGAGAAGGCACAGCAAGAGGCGCAAGCCACCGGCGGAGCGAACCAGGAAGCCUUGGCUGGUCUUGAACAAAAGUCAGCUGAAGAGAAACAAGCUCUGCUGUUGGCCCACGAGAACGAUCUGAAGGAAAAGAUUGCUUCAGCUCUCGGACUGGCCGAAAAGAAGACAGCUGCUCGCCUGAGUAUGCUAGACACUCGAUUCCGCACCGCCAGCGCCAAGAUUGAUGUUGUGCAAAAGGCGGCGACGGAGACUCCCCAGAAGGCUGUUGUCGAGGUAUGGGAAGUUGCGAAGUCCGCUCGUCCUGUCCCCGUCCCUGUCGCUGCUGCCAAACCAGUGGCACCGACUCAAGCUCCAGCACCCGCGGCCGCCCCUGCAACUGAAACAGCACCGGUAGCCCAGCCACAGGUCCAAGCCCAGGCUCCAGUCCCUGCCCCUGCCCCUGCUGCAGCCCCUACUCCGGCUCCCACGGCACAGCCAACUCCGGCCCCCGCAGCCCAAGCAGCCCCCGCUGAGACUCCUGUUCAAGCAGGAGAGCAACAAGCCAAUGCGCCCCCGAAUCCAUUCGGUCAGCCUCAAACCGCUGAAGGCCAGGAUGCCUCUUCGCUACCCAACAAGCCACCCGGAGGAAACCAUACUGGCAACCCCGGUCUGAUGCGAGCUCUCCAGUCCGGCCUACCAAUCGCAAGAGGUGGCCGCGGCGGUCGCGGUGGCCAACACGGCGGUCACAUCCAGGGUCAAGGACAGCAGACUGACCAAAACCAGCAAGGUCAACAAGCGAAUGCCCAGCGCGGUGGAGCUCAACGUGGCCGCGGCCGUGGUGGUCACGCCCGCGGAGGAAACCAACAGCAGAACCUGAACGCCUCCGCGCGUCAGUUCAUCCCUCAGGGCAAUAAGCGAUCUCGAGAAGACGGUUCGGAUGCUGCGGCCGAUGCCACCGGCGGAAAGAGACAGCGUGGCGGCGGUGCCCAACAGUCUCGUGGUGGAGGCUCGUCGUGA